Messenger RNA from Pistacia vera, 3332 nucleotides. Its product is annotated as nodulation receptor kinase-like. Lineage: Eukaryota; Viridiplantae; Streptophyta; Magnoliopsida; Sapindales; Anacardiaceae. Gene Ontology annotation, biological process: protein phosphorylation. The transcript has 15 exons. The coding region runs from base 283 to 3090 and encodes 935 amino acids. The record is from RefSeq and is a predicted model, not a curated record. Gene Ontology annotation, molecular function: ATP binding; protein kinase activity; protein binding.
UUUCCCAACCUUUGAAGUCAAACACAACUUAUUAUCACCAACCCUCUUUCUCUUCAUAACUUCCUAGAGCUGUUUUUUAUGCUCUCUGACAAAGAUUCUUCUAUGAUCAAGUGCUGAAAGGGGUUUUACAGGAUUUUAUGUUUUGGUUAUGCUUUCAUUUUUAUUUGGAAUAUAGUUGAAUUGUUGAAUUCUUUAAGUACGGUAUUUGGUGGAAGUUAAUUGAGAAGCCAAUUGAUUUGAUUGUGAGUUUCAUAACUCGAUGGGGCGUGUGCCAAAGAUGAGAUGAUGAUGGAAGGAUUGAAGAAUAGGAUUUCAAGACUUGCUGAAUGUUUCAUAAUUUGCCUUAUUAUUCUUAUACGAUCUACUUUUGCACAAACAGGAUUUGUGAGCAUAGCAUGCUGUGCUGAUUCAAGUUUUAGCGACGGAAAUAUAAGUUGGGUACCAGAUGAUAAUUGGUUUCCGGACAAAACAAGUUGCCGGAGCAUUACUAGACCAGUGGUGAACUACAAAGCUUAUGGUAAAGUUCGUGAUUUCAACAUUGAUUCAGGGAAGAGAUGUUACAAUUUUACAACAAAUAAGGAUCAAGAGUAUCUGAUAAGGGGCACAUUUCUUUAUGGGGAUAGAGAGGGGACACCUCUGGGAUCAUCCUUCAAUGUUUGGAUUGGUGUCACACCUUUAAGUGUAGUGAACUCUUCUGAGGACUCAGUGGUCGAGGGAAUUUUUAGAGCUGUUGAUGAUCAAACAGACUUCUGCUUAGUGAAAGAUAAGGGGAAUCCUUACAUUUCACAGCUUGAAUUGAGGCCGUUGAAUGAACCAGAGUAUUUACAUGGGCAAAAUUCUAGUGUUCUGAAAGUGGUUGGUAGAUUUGAUCUAGGCAGAAGUGAUAAGGAGAACAGUUUCAGGUACCCAGAUGACCCUUAUGACAGAAUUUGGUCACCAAAAUUGAAUCCUGAACAAACAACCCAUAGCAUAUCAUCCAACACCACUAUUUCCAACAACGCUAGUACAGUUACAGUGCCUCUCCAGGUUCUACAAACAGCUUUAAACACCAGCUUAGACCACUUGACAUUCCUCCAUACUGAUCUUGACUCGGGAGAUUACAACUACACUAUCAACCUCUACUUUCUUGAGCUCCAAGACUCUGUUAAUAAUUCAAGCCAAAGGGUGUUUGAUAUUUACAUCAACAAUGAGAAGAAACAAAACAAGUUUGACAUUUUGGCUGGUGGUUCCAACUAUGCGAAAGUUGUUAUGAAUGUUACUGCAAAUGGCCAUCUUAACUUGACCUUAGUUAAGGUUCUAAAUGGGUCUGAGUUUGGACCCAUUUGUAAUGCCUAUGAGAUCUUACAGGAGCAUGCAUGGGUUCAAGAGUCUGACAAAGAAGAUGUGAAUGUGAUAGGGAAAGUGAGAGAUGACUUAAAGAUGGACAACAAAGAAAAGAAGGUGUGGGAGAGUUGGUCAGGAGACCCAUGUCUUCCUAUUCCAUGGGAAGGUCUUACUUGCAACUCCAUUAAUGGUUCCACUGUCAUCACUGAGUUAAAUCUUCCCUCAAGAAAACUUCAAGGGGUUCUUCCUAUCAGUGUCACUGAGCUGGUUCAUCUAGAAAAAUUGAACCUGAGCUACAAUGAAUUUACAAAUGUGAUCCCGGAAUUUCUAUCAUUUUCCAUGCUGAGAUCAGUGGACCUGAGUCACAAUGAUUUUACUGGGAGGCUUCCUGAUUCUCUUAUCCUGCUUCCACAUUUGAAAACAUUAAACUUUGGAUGCAAUCCUCGUCUUGACAUUCCUUCCACGUUUAACAUCUCCAGAUUAACCACAGACGGUGGAACAUGUAGUAGUCAAGGAUCAACACAUAAAGGAAUCAUCAUUGGCUCUGUAGCAUGUGGAAGCAUCCUAUUUACUAUUGCAGUUGGAGCUGUUUUAUUUUGUUUCUACAAACGGAAAUUCUUGGCUCGGAGAACAUUAGAUGGGAAACGAUACCCAAUGACUAAGAAUUUAGUAUUCUCGAUCCCGAGCAUGGACGAUGGUGUGAUGUCAAUUGCGAUACAGACAUACACUUUAGAGCACAUAGAAAAUGCAACGCAGAAGUAUAAAACAUUGAUAGGUGAAGGAGGUUUUGGAUCUGUGUAUCGCGGCACCUUACCUGACGGUCAAGAAGUGGCAGUGAAGGUUCGGUCUUCAACAUCAACUCAGGGAACUCGAGAAUUCGAGAACGAGCUAAACCUGCUUUCAGCUAUUCGGCAUGAGAACCUGGUUCCUCUUCUUGGUUAUUGCUGUGAAAGUGACCAGCAAAUCCUUGUUUAUCCUUUCAUGUCCAAUGGCUCUCUACUAGAUCGCCUCUACGGGGAAGCAGCAAAAAGGAAAACUCUGGACUGGCCAACCAGACUUUCUAUAGCCCUUGGCGCUGCUCGAGGUUUGUUGUAUCUUCAUACAUUUGCCAGGCGAAGUUUGAUACAUAGGGAUGUAAAAUCAAGCAACAUACUUCUGGAUCAUAGCAUGUGUGCCAAAGUGGCAGAUUUUGGCUUCUCAAAAUAUGCUCCACAAGAAGGGGACAGUGGUGUUUCUCUGGAAGUGAGGGGAACAGCCGGAUAUUUGGAUCCUGAGUAUUAUUCCACCCAGCAUUUAUCGGCAAAGAGUGAUGUCUUCAGCUUUGGUGUGGUUCUCCUUGAAAUUAUCAGUGGUCGAGAGCCUCUAAACAUAAAAAGGCCACGGAACGAGUGGAGUUUAGUUGAAUGGGCCAAACCAUAUAUAAGGGAGUCAAAGAUUGAGGAAAUUGUGGAUCCCAGCAUCAAAGGAGGGUACCAUGCAGAGGCAAUGUGGAGAAUGGUGGAGGUGGCGUUGGCGUGUAUCGAGCCCUUCUCCGCAUAUCGACCAUGCAUGUCAGACAUCGUACGCGAGCUGGAAGAUGCUUUGAUAAUAGAGAACAAUGCAUCUGAAUACAUGAAGUCCAUAGACAGCAUAGGAGGGUACAGCUUGGGAGGCUCCAAUCGUUACUCGAUAGUGAUGGAGAAAAGAAAUAUUCUUCCACCCACUCCAAGUCCAACUGAACCAUCACCUGUUAACACACAAACCCUGGCUCCUCCAGAACCCAGAUAGUGAAAGGUGGAAGAUAUGUUCAUUUAGCAAAUCACCAGUUCAGUCAUUUUAUUUGAUAUAUGAUUAAAGAGAAAAAAUGAGGAAAAUUCCACUGUGCUCUGCUCUUGUAUGAGACCUAUGCAUCUUUUGCUUUUUAUUCUAUUAAUUUUUAGGUUACAGGAUCAACUUUUUGCUAAACUUUGAUGGAUAUUGUUAUGGGUAUGGUUUUCUGUCUUAAACGUGUUCUUUUUACCCACAGCUCA